GUUUAAUCAUUAAUAGUGAGCCCUUUGGCUAACUCAGGUCCUGAUUUUGGAGUUUGGAAUCUGACCUUUCCCUAAAGAUAAACAUUAUUGUGGCAGGUUGUGAGUAGGGCCACUUUCUCACUGGCUGCCAUCGGCAGAGUCCUCUUCUCAGUGACUCGUAGCUGGAACCUGGAUGCAACAGGGAUAGCCAGUCACUAUGAUUCUUCUCGCUGUGUUUUUUCUCUGCUUCAUUUCUUCAUAUUCAGCUUCUGUUAAAGGUCACACAACUGGUCUCUCAUUAAAUAAUGACCGGCUGUACAAGCUCACAUACUCCACUGAAGUUUUUCUUGACCGGGGCAAAGGAAAACUGCAGGACAGCGUGGGCUACCGACUUUCAACCGGUGUGGACGUUGUCUUGCUGUGGAGGAAUCCUGACGGUGAUGAUGACCAACUGAUCCAAAUUACGAUAAAGAAUGUACAUGUUGAAAAUGUGAAUCAGCAGAGAAUCAAAGAGUUCUAUUCAUAUCAAAAUGAACCAGUGGCCAUAGAAAAUCUCAAGAGAGGCCUGGCUAGCCUAUUUCAGACCCAGUUAAGCUCUGGAACCACCAAUGAGGUAGACAUCUCUGGGGAUUGUAAAGUGACCUACCAGGCUCAUCAAGACAAAGUGAUCAAAACUAAGGCCUUGGAUUCAUGCAAAAUAGCAAGGUCUGGAUUUACAAUCCCAAAUCAGGUCUUGGGUGUCAGUUCGAAAGCCUCAUCUGCCACGACCUAUAAGAUAGAAGACAGCUUUGUUGUAUCCGUGCUUGCAGAAGAAACACACAGUUUUCGACUGAAUUUCCUACAAACCAUUACAGGGAAAAUAGUAUCAAAGCAGAAAUUGGAGCUGAAGACGACCGAAGCAGGCCCAAGGCUGAUGUCUGGCAAGCAGGCUGCGGCCGUGAUCAAAGCUGUUGAUUCGAAGUACAAGGCCCUUCCCAUCGUGGGACAGGUCUUCCAGAGCGAGUGCGAAAGGUGCCCUUCUCUCCCGGAGCACUGGCAGAUCGUCAGGAAGCACCUGCAGCCUGCCAACCUCUCCAAGGCCGAGGCCGUCAGAAACUUCCUGGUCUUCGUUCAGCAUCUCAGAACUGCAAAGAAAGAAGAGAUCCUUCAAAUCCUAAAGACAGAAAACAAGGAAGCAGUGGUUGAAGCUAAGAAGUUAAUCCUGGGAGGACUAGAAAAAACAGAGAACAAAGAGGACAUCAAGAUGUAUCUGCUGGCUCUGAAGAAUGCCCUGCUUCCAGAAGGUAUCCCACUUCUUUUGAAGUAUGCGGAAGCUGGAGAGGGGCCCGUCAGCCACCUUGCUACUACUGCUCUCCAGAGAUACGACGUCCCUUUCAUAACUGAUGAGGUGAAGAAGACCUUGAACAGGAUAUACCACCAGAAUCGUAAAAUUCAUGAGAAGACCGUGCGUACCACUGCGGCCACUGUCAUUUUAAAUAACAAUCCAUCCUACAUGGAAGUGAAAAACAUCCUGCUUUCUAUUGGGGAGCUGCCCAAAGAAAUGAAUAAAUACAUGCUCGCCCUUUUUCAAGACAUUUUACGUUUUGAAAUGCCUGCAAGCAAAAUGGUCCGCCGGGUUCUGAAGGAGAUGGUAGUUCACAAUUAUGACCGUUUCUCCGGGACUGGAUCCUCUUCUGCCUACACUGGCUACAUACAACGUGAGCCCCGUUCGGCGUCCACGUACAGCCUGGACAUUCUUUACUCUGGCUCUGGCAUCCUCAGGAGAAGUAACCUCAACGUCUUCCAAUACAUGGGGAAAGCCAGUCUUCAUGGUAGCCAGGUGGUCAUAGAAGCCCAAGGACUGGAGGCCUUAAUUGCGGCCACUCCCGACGAGGGGGAGGAGAACCUAGACUCCUACGCCGGCAUGUCAGCCAUUCUCUUCGAUGUCCAACUCAGGCCUGUCACCUUUUUCAACGGAUACAGUGACUUGAUGUCCAAAGUGCUGUCUGCAUCUGGCGACCCCAUCAGUGUUGUGAAAGGGCUCGUUCUGCUAAUAGAUCAUUCUCAGGAGCUUCAGUUGCAAUCUGGACUGAAGGCCAACAUAGAGGUCCAGGGUGGUCUAGCUAUUGAUAUCUCGGGUGCAAUGGAGUUUAGUCUGUGGUAUCGUGAGUCUAAAACCCGAGUGAAAAAUCGGGUGAGUGUGGUAAUAACUGGUGACGUCACAGUGGACUCCUCCUUUGUGAAAGCCGGCCUGGAAACCAGUGCGGAGACAGAAGCAGGCCUGGAGUUCAUCUCCACCGUGCAGUUCUCUCAGUACCCGUUCCUGGUCUGCAUGCAGAUGGACAAGGACGCGGCUCCCUUCAGGCAACUGGAGACAAAGUACGAAAGGCUGUCCACAGGUAGAGGUUACGUCUCCCGGAAAAGAAAAGAGCACCUAGUGGCAGGAUGUGAAUUCCCGCUCCACCAAGAGAACUCUGAGAUGUGCAGAGCGGCGUUUGCCCCUCAACCGGAGAGUACGUCCAGCGGAUGGUUUUGAAACUGACCAGUGAUAUUUCACUGGAAUUUGUCUCCCCAAAGGGAUGCCAUGUGACAUGCUUAAGUACUUGCUCUCUGGGAGCACAGUGUUUACAUAUUCACCUGUAUUUAAGAUUUUUGUAAAAAGUUAUGGAAAACUUCCAUUGAUCAAAUUUGGGGCUAUUCAGUAUACUACCCCAGGGUCACUUUGAGUGAUCAUGUGACACCUUUAACGACAUUCUUAGUUUUCUUGUAUCUCUCUCAAAUCCCAUUUGGUACAGUGAGAAUAGUUCUGCUCUACGAGGAAACUAGUGUUUGUUAAAAACAAAAGCAAACCCACACACACUCAGGAGAACCCAAUUUCGUUUCAACAAUUUUCAAUGUAUAUGAAGCCCCUUGAUAGGACCUUGAGCAUGGCAAGAAAACCAAACCUGUUGCCUAAUCAGAAAAAAGACAGGCCAUUUUUUUUUUCUUUUUCUUUUUUUUUAUGGGGGCAGAAUUUGGGUCGUCGGGGAAGUGGGGACGAGACUUUUGUUAGCCAGCUCCAAGAAUUAAUAUUUAUGUCUUCCGUUACUGUUAGUUUUAUUAAGCGCUAAGGUAGAAGGCACACAGGGUUAAAACACACAGUCUCAUCUUUCUACUGACCGUGCAGUGAGGUUGCUUGGAAGCCAUUCAGACCUCUAUUUCCAGCCCUGCAAAAAUAUUGAACUUAGCACACAGGAGUCAGAAAAAUUAAUUUCACAAACUCCAUUUGAUUUUUCUUGUGUUGUGUCUUUUUGAGACUGUAAUGUGGUACACUGUCCUUUAUAAGGGACAUCCUCUUAUAGUCACCAUUUUGUCUCUGCCUCACUCAUUUCGUGGUGGAAGAGCCAGUCCAUUUGACGGCACUUUGCACAGUAGUUAGAAUGACUGAGAGAACAUUGCUUCAAGAAACCAGUGGAUUUGGAUUUCUGAACUAUGAAAUCAAUAACAGAAUGUCUUGAAAUUCAUGUGAAUUAAAAGAACCAUGCUGAACAUUCGCAAAUAUUUAUUAAUAAAAACAGAUGUGUUUAUUGUGAUAAACUCAAAAUAAAUGACAGGUGCUCAUUCAUCCAUCGAACACACGCCCACGUAAGACGGAAGUUUAGCUGGCCCACUAUUGGUUAUAAAUUGAAAAUCAAGUGUGAUGAAAUAAAUAUGUG
Messenger RNA from Propithecus coquereli (Coquerel's sifaka), 3653 nucleotides. RefSeq names its product microsomal triglyceride transfer protein (gene MTTP). Lineage: Eukaryota; Metazoa; Chordata; Mammalia; Primates; Indriidae. The transcript has 16 exons. Gene Ontology annotation, cellular component: basolateral plasma membrane; Golgi apparatus; endoplasmic reticulum. Gene Ontology annotation, biological process: lipoprotein metabolic process; lipid transport; cholesterol homeostasis. Gene Ontology annotation, molecular function: lipid binding. Bases 197 to 2494 code for a protein of 765 amino acids. The record is from RefSeq and is a predicted model, not a curated record.